AGUCCCGACAUGAAAGAAAUCACAAUAGGCAAAACAAAAGUCGUCACAGCAGUCAUUUAUCUAAGUAAUCAAGACGAGAUCUCAUACAAUCCCGAAGUUAUCAUAACUCAUGAUUCAUCGCUACAGUACGAGAAAAUAACAGUACUUGAUGUAAGUAUUCAAAUCCUAACAUUGCAGAGAAAAACGUAUAAGAGUCGAUGUCUCCAGCGGGAUUUUAAAAUUCUCAAAUUUUGAGCAUUCCGCCGCUCACUGAGUUAGCGAGAAAGUUGUCACGAAUUUCGUGCACUUAUAUGAGAGAAAUAUCAGGACUUUUGGACAUGAUUCGAUAUUGAACUAAUGUCGAAGGAUUUUCGAGUUGGAUGUAAAUUUCGAGUGUGAAUUUUAUACAUUUGUUUAGACCCAACCUUUGCAGGUGCUCCUGGGAAGGUUUAAAUAAUUAUAUAAAAAUGACACUCGAAAUUUUCAAAAAUCCUUCACUUAUAAGUAUUUUUAGUUUUAUUGAAGAAUUCACUUUGCAACUAUUGUGGUUAGGGAGAAAUUCAAUCGAGACAGGUAUGGUGUAAAUAAUCAGGGGGGUAGUUUGCAUGCAUGUCUUCUCCAGGGGGGGCUCGUGUUUUUCCAACACCUCAGAUUUGUGCAUUUUUGAUUUUUUUCAUAUUGCCCAACUAGCGAGAUUUUUAGUAUGGCUAUGUUUCCACGAAGAUAAAGAUGUUUGCCUGUGUCGACUAUACUCGUUGUGGAUUUCGAUUUACUGUAUUAAUUAAAACAAAUACAGUGAUACACCCGGUCCCAAUGGCAAUGGAAUGCAUGUCAAUAUGUUUUACUGUAAUAUGAUAUGAUAUAGGCAUACUCUUAUCUCAUUCAUAGAUAUCUUAUAUACACUAGAUAGUGCAUCGAUAUUUCUUUUAGUAAAAUUGAAGCCAAGGAUAUUCCAGCGGUUUCCCCCAUUUGAAUAGAUGGCGGCCAUGUUGGUCGUACCCACUUGCUAAUAAACGCUUAAAAACAACAAUAACUUUCAUCAUUUGAAUAAUUUAAAAAUGUAUUUGGAAUAGGGUUAACUUAAUGUUUAAGUUCCCUGUUUAAGAAAUAGAAAACAUACGAGUCUUCUCAUUUCAUGGGAACGACCUGAGCUGCAAUCACGGCUUCAAUUUUUGAAUUGCAGAAUAAUUAGAUUCACUAUCUAGUGUAUAUAAGAUAUCUAUGAUCUCAUUAUAUAAAAUUUAUUGCCCAACCGACACGUAUAAAAAACAUGAAAUACUGCAGUACUACCAGUAGUCAGUGUACUAUGUUGAGAAUUGUACAACAUAUUGAUAUUUAAUUAAUACCUAAUUAUAGUCAUGAACACAAAACUAUUAAGUGCACGCGAUAUCCAUAUAUGACUUUUGAUUGACAGGUUAAAUUUUUGUAGACGUAAGAAAACUGAGUUGGUUUUUAGAGAGACUUUAGAGAGAGAAUAUAAUUGCAUAGGAAAUAUCUAUACUAGGAGUUACUAUCGCUAGGAAAGUGCUGCCUCACCCCCAAGGGAUCAAAGGCAGCAUGCACAAUUUGCUGAAUACGUAAUGAUCCCGAUUUGCCAGGACGAGAUAUGAGGUGGGAUGAUUUCGAUAUAUUGAAAUAAGUUAUGGUGCACAAUUCAGCAAAAGACUACAUUAUUUUAGGCCGUGGGAUGAGCAUCCAAAAGAUGCAAUUCCGUUGCACCCCUCGUGGAACUACGUAAUUUUCACAUGAAUAAAUAGAUAAAAACUUACUUUAUCAGAAUCCGUUGCUCCCCAAGUGAAACAGGUGCACAAUUGGGAGAAAAGUCCCUCCAAAGUUUGAUAUUUUCGCGCUUCGAAAUAUUCGAACCGCCAUUAUUUUGGUAGCAAAUACGCAUGCGCAACUCAGCCAAACUCGUACUGCGCACGCGCAGACUAUAAAAAUAGAUUCUCACUGGGGGGUUUCCCCGAUUUCCUCCGCAAAAACAACAAAAUAAAAUCACAGAAUACUGAUCAAACCUUGUAAUAUAAAUACACCCACAUUAAAUAUUGUUAAAAACACAUUGUAUAUUUUGCUUGCUCAUAUGCUAAAUCAGUUCAAUUCAUUGGCUAUUGUUUCAAAAUACCGUUUUAACGUUUAAUUCUACUUUAUAUUAACAUCCUAAUUCAAUACAAAUUUGUGUGAGGUAAAAAAACCACCUGUAUCAAACAGGACGGAAAAUAAAAAAUAUAUAUGCAUACAAUUCACACGAUCAAGGAACAAUUAAAAUGAAAUAUUUGUGAAACACUCUUUAUCUGUUUGCCGACGCUGAUAAGACAAUAUGACAUACCGAAAGAUUGGAAAGACAAAUAAUAUGAUAACAGUGUUUCCAAGUUCAUCCCGGGCUUUAAGGGAUAUUUAUAUAAACUCGAAAUUCAUAAAAAAAAAAAUUAGGAGGAAAUAAUAAAAUCCAUAAUUUCAUUAUAGCUAUCUAUAAUUAUAAUUUUCAUCUUUGAACCCAGAUUUUCAUCAGAGCAAUAAAAUCCCGCUUAUUGGAUCCUGGCCAAGGGCUUGCACGCUCAAAACGAGAUUGCAUGUAUUCUGCAAUAAGCUGUCCUGGCUUUUGUCUGGGAAAGUUCUACUUCUCGUAUUUGAACUAUUUCAUGUAUUAUAUUUAUAUUGUGACAUAAGUUGGUAUUUAGCCACUAUCUAGAAUAACAAGGAACGAUUCAGCCUGGUUUUUCGUGUCCACACUAGUUGACUUUUUCUUAUAGAUUUGCUGCUGUGAGUUUCAGCUCCUCCACCAGGGUGCUUUUAGCUUCUCAGACAUGACUAUACUGUUAACCCUGUCCAUGAGAGGGAUAUAUGUGUUGAUAAUAUAAAUACUGUGGAUCCGAAUGAGAAUAUCGAAUAAGUAAAUAAACACUGAUCUACUCCACUGAUAAUACCUACAUGCAUUACCAUCAUUGUUCACCUCAUAUCAUUAAUAAUUCAUGAGCAAAUUAGCCAACCAUAUUGCUUUAUUUUGCUCGCAUGAUAAUACUGGAUACUUUAUGAAGUAUAUUGAUCCUGUAGUGUCCUAGGACUGGAUAAAAAUUAAUUAAGUAGUGAUUUAUUCGUGAUGUCAUUUCAAUUCCUCCAAUUCGGACUGGACUAGAUUUCAAGUCCUCACAUUUUGAUCCAGUCCUCUGCUUCGCCUCGGACGUGAUCAAAUUGCGUGUACUUGAAAUCUAGUCCAGUCCUCAUAGUCGGAUUUGAAAUAUUAUCCAUUGUCAAAUCAGAUGCCAAUGGUGGCCAAAGAAGAUUCAGUUUUAGUAUUUCUUGCACCUUUUGGUGAAGAAUAAAUACAGCAUUGUAUAGAAUUUGUAACUCAUUGACUUUAGAAUUUCCCUCAGUUUCUGUGUUGGAAUUCACAUCAUCAUCAUCAAUGGUACAGCUCUCUUCAUCAAAGUCUUCAUCAUUGUUUUCAGACUUAGGGCCUGUUUAUAUGGAAGCCGGGCUGGCCUGAUAAGCGAGACAGCCUGGUAAGCAAGAUCUCGCUGUGUAGUUAUUUUUAUAGUAAAAAUUAUCAUGCGUUUAUAUGGACAAGCAGGCUGGCCCGGGUUGCCGAGAUCUCGUUUGAAAGAGGCUAGAUCUCGCUUACCGGGAUGGAAAUUUCUCCAUAUAAACAUUUACAAGCGGGCUAUCCUGGUUGCCAGGAUGAAAGUUCAAAGAUACCGCCGCAAGCUAUUUUUAACAACUGUCAAAACAAUACAAUGUAACAAAAUUGUCCUGGCAAGCGGGAUGAAAGUUUAUCAUAUAAACACAAGAGAAAUUCAUCCCGCUUACCGGGCUGCCUCGCUAAGCAGGCCAGCCCGGCUUCCACAUAAACAGGCCAUUAAUUGACAUAUGUUCCUCAACCAAUUCAGAAGAAUCCAAAUUUUCCACAUAUACAAUCUCACUAACAUUUCUCAUUUUCAGUACACAGAACACAAGUUGGGGAUAACUUUUCAUCAGUCAUUGCUUGAGUUUAAAAGCUCUAUAUUUAGAUGCAUCCACAUUCUCAGUGUCCUUAGCAAUGAUAACAAAUUUCUCCAGCAAAUCUUUCAUAUACUUUAUUUGCUUAUUUCUGACGACCUCCAUCUCAAUUACUUUCUUACAGAAAUAUACAUCAUAAGACUUCUCGUACACUGAUGCUCUUGUUGCUUCUUCGUCUCUCUGGUGAGAAAUAUUGUAUAAUUGCAGUAGCAAACUUUGUGAUAGCGGAUUUCCAGAGCUACACAGUUUUUCCCCUGGAUUUGCACGAGUAUCUGUUGAUCAUUCUUUCUCUCGGCAGCUGUACGUAGAAGACCAGCAUCAAUUGUUUCUGCCAACAUGAGUGGGGUUCUUCUUCUCUUCUUAGUCACCUGGUGUGAAACAAAAUAAAUUAUUAAAUUAAAUAUCUGCUAAUAACAAAGUUGGAUAUUUGUAGCAUAGAAACUACUUUACCCUAAAUAAACUUAAUUGAUCACAAUUCAAUAUAUUUUAAAACCAAACCUGAGAAUGUUGUGCACAUUGCGCUAGUAUUAUACCUAUCAAAAUGACCAUACCUUGUCUAGUGAGAACCACGAGGCGUCUCUUCCACAAAUAACACAUAUCUCUGGGAGUACAUGCGCGUUUCUUUUAGGCAGGGCCUUUAUAUUUAUAGCUUCUGCGACUGAUUGACGUGUAAUUUUUCGCCUUGGUUCUAUUGCCUCCACUUCCACGUGUGAUUCUUCGGUAAAAGUUAUAGUUUUAGAGCUAGUUCCCUCUCCUUUUUCUUCUUUUCUCUGUUAUCUACGGAUCUUCGGUUCAUCGCAAAAUCUCUUCUAGCAUUUCAUAUGAUGGUUCCAUUCUAAGUUAAUGGUGUCAGAGUUCUUCUCGAUGUAUGAAUUGACAGAUCCGUCAUCGAUGUUCUCGUACGAUUUUCUUAGCUAUUUCAGCUUGUUGACACUUAAGUUUGGCCCAUUUUGACCUACACUCAAGAAAUUUCUUAAGCCUUUGGCGUGUAACUUUGCGAAGUUGCUCCGUAACGCCAUCAAAAUGCAUAAAACAUGAGGAUAUUCGAGUUUUAUAAAUAUCUUCAGCCAUGUUUAUUUGCAUAACUGAGCGUGUUUCCACUUCGAAGCAUGUGCGUUGGUUGUGCGCGUGCGCAGUGCGAGUUUGGCUGAGUUGCGCAUGCGUAUUUGCUAUCAAAACAAUGGCGGUUCGAAUAUUUCGAAGCGCAAAAAUAUCAAACUUUGGAGGGAUUUUUCUCCCAAUUGUGCACCUGUUUCGCUUGGGGAGCAACGGAUUCUGAUAAAGUAAGUUUUUAUCUAUUUAUUCAUGUGAAAAUUACGUAGUUCCACGAGGGGUGCAACGGAAUUCGUUUUCUAAGCAUCUUUUGGAUGCUCAUCCCACGGCCUAUUUUCAAGAGAUUCAGAUAGAUUAUAGGUAACUGUAAAUGAAAGGUUGUUCAGGCAGCGAUAAUCAGGGGCUUCAGCAAUGGGGCUUCAGAAGCGAGGGGUCAGGGGGGGGCUGCCGCACCCCCACUUUUUUAGUUGGGGGCUAAAUGUCCUUGGGCCCCCCACUUUUUAACAAUGGUCGGUAAUAAACCACAAAGUUAAAUGAUAUUAUUUUAGUUACCUGUGUAGACAAAACAAUUAGAGAUUUUAUGAUAUUUUAUACUUACUUUUGUAUGUAUAAUUAUAAUACUGUCUGUGGCAAAGCUAGCUAUAGCAACAGCUAGGUCAUGCUAUGCAAAUUUAUUAUUUGCAUGAUUCAAAUUAUGUAGGUUUAUUAGCAUAGCAUUACCAGUUGCCAUGGCUAACUUGCCACUGAAUACUGUACAAUAUCAUAUAUAGAAAUACUAAGUCAGUUUUUGUCCCAAAUAUUGUUUUAAUGGCACCUUCAUGGCUACCCUUGUUGACAUUUUUGUUUAAUUAAUACAUCGGCUUCAGAUGACACCAUUCAUUGUAAUGAUUAAGAUUGUACUCAGUCAGAACUGCAAAACUAUAUAAUAAGAAAAAAAUUGUGAGCAUUAUCGAAAAAUAUAGUAUACUAUAUAUUAUGCUAACAAUGGACAUAUCAUAUCAUAUCAUAUCAUGCAAAGAAAUUAACUUUGUCCUUGGUUGGUUACAAGAAAAUGGCUUUGAACGAUUGAAGAGAGUUUCUGAAGGAAAGAAAAACUUUGUAAUUCCAAAAUUACAAAAUGCUGUAGCUUCUAAUUCAUACAUGGGGUGGGGUAUUUGAACUCCAAUUUUUCACAAUAUGUGGUGUAUUUUAACGGGAAUUACAAAUAUAUUUAGGAAAUUUGACCUGACCAAAACGUCAAAAUCCAAAUUCCUGGGGGUAUGCCGGGGGUGUCAAGGUUUCGAUUUGAUUCGCACAUUAUUAAAGGGCCCUACAGUCAUUUUUUAGUCGAAAAGCCACCUUAAGUAUGGGACUCCAAGGAGGUUCGUUUGGCUGUAUCUUACAUGCAGUGUCCAUAAAUACCAUUUGAACUUAGCUAGGCUGGAUCGAUAUCGCAAGUACCGAAUACCGAUAUACCGCCAUCAGAAUACCGGUAUUCCGGUAUUUUUAACGUGUUUUUUUUUUUAAGCCAAACUGAAGUGCUGACCGUCAAGAAAAAUCAAGUUUUAACAAAAUAUUAAUGUGGCACAUACUGUUAUUAGUGCAAAUGUUACAAGAUUCGGCAAUUAUUAGUAGGGCGUCGAAGUGUUGAAUCAUUCAGAAAAAUAUUCGUUUUGUAUAUAAAUUCAGAUAGUGUUUCAGUAAGCUGCUAAUUUAGUUUUAAAACUAACACAUAAACAAGUUAGCAUGUCAGUUAUUCUUAAAUAAGAUUAAAAACAACAAAAAGUUAUCUUCUUAUACUGCCCGAUAAAAAAACUUAAAAGCCAGAAAAGGUUUUCGCUGCUUCGCAAAUGCUAGUACUUCCACUUUCCAAAAUUGUCGAAAUUGUAUUGCUAAACCAAAGCCGCUAGAACUGUAAGAACAAAAUCAUGCAUCUGUGAGUAUUAACUUUGCUUUCUAAACGUGAUUGUAAGCAAAUUCGGUAUUAGGCAGCAAAAUACCGAAAUGUCGGUAUAUCGGUAUUUUUAAAUUGUCAAUAUCGCCAAACCGGUAUAUAAACAAAUACCUGUAUAUCGGAUAUAUCUGGUAUAUCGAUCCAGCCUACAACAUCAUGUUCUCUCGCCAAAGCCCAGUUCUGCCAGAUUUUCAAGCAAAAUGUGGUGCUUUUGUUCGUAUUUUCUUCAUCUAGUUCUUUCACGGCAAUUUCAUUUCACAUCUGUGUUUAAAAUCCCUUUCCGCCAUUUUGUUUGUUUUGGGAAAAUCAUUAAUUGUACUGCAGUACAAUUAAUGAAAUAAUUGUACUCCUCUCAACCAAUCAGCAUCCAGUAAUUUUAUCAUGCCUAUAAUAAACUAUGUUAUAAUAAAAAGGCGCGUUUGCUUUUUGAUACUAAUGACUAUUGGGAUGUUCGUUAAUUAAUGAGGUUACGGUUGAUUUUUCAUGUCUUUUUGAACAUCGAUAAAAAAGAGGAUAUAUGCAUAAAGAUGAGGGACGAUUAGUAACUGAUUGUCCCAUGGGAUGAUUUGUAGUUUCUAAUCGUCGCUCAUGUUUUAGGAAUGAAGUAAAUUAGUCAUUAAUCGCAUCUCGCGAGACAAAGGAGUUCGAGGUAGCUAUGAUAUUAUUUGAGAUGAAAUUUGUUAGCAGUCCCCGUUGACUCGAUACUUGGUUGGGUAGAGCGGUGGUCUAGAAACUCAAAGAUGUGAAUCCUGUUCUAGACAACUUUUGUUGUUUUCAUACCUCUGGGUUUAUUAUGUAAAUUUCGUUGGAUCCAACUGCGACUCAGGUCGAUAUCAAGAGUAGAUAGCAAAGAAGUUAAACAACAGCAAUAUUUUUGGAACAACGAAGUCAUGAUUUUUUCUUUUCACAGAAACAAUUCAGGAUUGAAAGAAGAUCGCCUGCAGUAAAUGCGACCGUUUCAGAAAUAUUUAGAAUUCAAGGACCGCUUGAUACGAAUCAAGAGGUGAGGCACGUAUUUUAUCCACUGAGGUUUCUGAGCGGCUUCCUAUACGAUUAUAAUUAUUCUCAGGGUUGCUCUCAUGUAUCUGUUGUAAUGCCUCGCAAGAUGUUCGCACGCAAUGGUAUGUUUGAUACUUGCAGUCAUGCAGACCAGUUUUAAGUACUAUCGCUAACUAACUAUACACCCUCCCGGAAUGUAGUCAGCCUUGCCUAUAGAGCCUCGUGAUUUGAGAUAUUGUGUUUCAUUCCUUUACAUGUUACAGAUGCAUGGACACAUUUACGAAAUCAUGCAGUUAUAUUAAAUGAUAUAAAAGACCUUAUAAAGUGAAGUCAUCAUUAACAAGAUAAAGGUCUCUAAAGCCGAUAUCUCAAUCCCGAAAACGAGACUUUAUAGCCAAAGCUAAGUAUUUUCCAGAAGGGUGUAUUUUGAGUUGCUUCAUUUCUUCAUGUCAAGUUACUCGCCAGGCCAACCGCGCACCGACUUUGCAAUUUUAUAAUGAUUUCAAUAGAUACAGCUUAAUUAUUUUAACUCAAUUAUACCUUUGCGGUCGUCUGUUCGCAUUUUGAGCAAUAUUGGUUGAGUCAUGUCUUCAACAUAGAUGUCUACCCGCUCUUCAACAUAUAGCUCCUCAAUUAUUAAGUGUGAUUUUACAGUAUUUUUAUAUUGAUUUUCAGUAAUUGUAUUACCAAACUACAGUGUUUGUUGUUUUAAUCAAUCCCCAUUGAAAAACUCCUUUGGAAAAUAUGGGCGCUUCUGUUUAAAUAUUAGUAUAACGUUUAGUUUUGCAUGAUGAAUAAUAAUCUACGUUGUUUUUUUGUUGCAAUAAUAUAAAUAUAAGUGAUGUUUCGAUAAAGCAAAAUUUGUAUAAUAAAAACUUGUAUAAUAUUAUUUAAUCAAUACUUUGGUCGAUAAUAACAGCAUAUUCUAUUUCUUCAGGUUUCCUUUAAAUUGCAAUACUCUACAGUGAAAGUGACGGGCACCAAACCUGUGUUAAAAAUUAAUGUGAAGGCAAUAGCGUAUGUAUUUUAUAAUUUUAAUCUUGAAC
Molecule: messenger RNA, 9003 nt
Organism: Paramuricea clavata
Lineage: Eukaryota; Metazoa; Cnidaria; Anthozoa; Malacalcyonacea; Plexauridae
Source: the annotation of a GenBank genome assembly